Osmerus eperlanus (European smelt) is the source of this 1332-nucleotide messenger RNA. RefSeq names its product transcription factor Sox-14. The coding region runs from base 193 to 909 and encodes 238 amino acids. Lineage: Eukaryota; Metazoa; Chordata; Actinopteri; Osmeriformes; Osmeridae. The record is from RefSeq and is a predicted model, not a curated record. Gene Ontology annotation, molecular function: DNA-binding transcription factor activity, RNA polymerase II-specific; RNA polymerase II cis-regulatory region sequence-specific DNA binding. Gene Ontology annotation, biological process: cell differentiation; anatomical structure morphogenesis; regulation of DNA-templated transcription. The transcript has a single exon.
UAGGUGCAACUCGUAUUUGGAGUGUUAGUUAAUACCGAGCGCACUUCAUGAAUUUCUAACGGGAAUGCUUUCUUUUUGAUUCAAGUAUUUUGUUUUGACUUGUUACUUGAACCCCAUCACGCACCAGAGGAGCAUGAACUGGUGGAGAGGUGAAUAAAUAAUUUUGGGAGUUAUACAGUUUUGGUGUGACAUAUGUCACCUUGCGCGAUACUCAUGGCAAAACCUUUAGAUCAUAUCAAGAGACCUAUGAACGCUUUUAUGGUGUGGUCCCGUGGCCAAAGGCGAAAGAUGGCACUGGAAAAUCCUAAAAUGCACAAUUCAGAAAUCAGCAAAAGACUUGGUGCGGAAUGGAAGUUGCUUUCUGAGUCAGAAAAGCGACCGUACAUCGACGAGGCCAAGAGAUUGCGCGCGCAACACAUGAAAGAGUACCCGGACUACAAGUACAGACCCCGGCGCAAACCCAAGAGUUUGAUGAAAAAGGACCGCUUCGUUUUUCCAUUGCAGUUCUUCGGGGAUGCAGAACACUUGAAAGGUUUCUCCACGGACUCCCUCCUAGCCUCUGCAGAGAAAGCCAGAGCUUUUAUUCCGCCGACAUCAUCACCAUACUCUCUCCUUGACCCUGGCCAGUUCAGCACUGGCGCUGUCCAGAGGAUGUCGGAAGUACCUCAUACCUUGGCUGCUAACGCCUUUCCCUACGCUCACUCUUUCGGAUAUCAGACUGGACCUUUUGGAAGUUUAGGUUGCCCAAGCCAGCACACUCACACUCAUCCUUCAGCUACAAAUCCGGGGUACGUGGUGCCCUGUAACUGCAGCGCAUGGUCAACGACGAGUUUACAGCCUCAGGUAGCUUACAUCCUUUUUCCAGGUAUGUCCAAAACUGGGAUAGACUCGUACUCCUCGGCUCAUUAACUGUGACUGUAACUGUCUGCCCUGCGAGCCUUUGGGAAAACGACGCAAGUACAGCAGUUAAUUUCAUGAAUGAGAAAAGGACAACUUUUUUGGUCAAGGAGGACUUGGUUAAGUACAUAGUACAUUAACCUAAAAAAUAUUUAUUUACUGUACGUAGACCUGUACGAAUCUUCCAAUUGUCUUUAAUUCUUGGGGUCUGGUUUGAUGACAUAUAAUGCAUUGUUAGAGAAAACGUUUGAAAAUAAUGAUUUUGAACAUGAUAUAGGUGUUUAACUUGAAAUUGUAUUACAGUUAUUGGUUUGAAGAUGUAUACAAUUUCCUCAAUGGAUUCAAAAAAGGAUUUUAACAAAAUAGCCAAUUUUGAUAAUUUGAUAAAAAACAUUUUUUGCAAACCUCUUCUGGACAUUAAGCUACAAAUCACUU